UUUCUGUGAGUCGAUAUGAAAAACUGACUACCCCAUGUGACGACGUUGUCUGGGCUCAACCGCUUAUUGAGACUGACUGGAUUUGUUUACGGUAACUCGGCUUUGACUUGUCGUCUUGCCAAAUCGAUGUUUGACGGCAGUUGCGUUUGAAACGCUUGCAUCCAUGGAGUCCGAGUGGCGCUCCAAUCGCCUAGAACCACCGACGCUGCACAUUGACUCGCAUGCAUCGCGGUCUCUUGGGUGCCGCUGACGCCAGUGACGCCUCAGCUUAGAAGUCAAAGGAAAAGCGGUCGAACCCGCACGACAGAUCUUUUUGAAGUGCGGCGCGGCCAUGAAGCUGGAGGCGAGGAGGAGCUGCGUGGCCACGGCGCACCCGCCGCCGCCGCCGCUCAACAAUGGCACGGGGGAGCCCGGCUGCCCCGAUCAGAGCUCGGCGCUUAAAGCCAAAUUCACCAAGCAGAGCUCCAGGGAGAGCCUGCAACGGAACAACGCGGAGUGCGAAGUGUAUGACGACGGGACCAACACGUUUUUCUGGCGGGCCCACACCGUCACCGUUCUCUUCAUCCUGACCUGCGCUCUGGUGUACGUCACGCUGCUGGAGGAGACGCCGCAGGACACAGCGUUCAAUACCAAGAGGGGGAUUGUGGCCAGUAUCCUCGUGUUCCUCUGUUUUGGGGUCACACAAGCAAAAGAUGGACCCUUUACUCGUCCGCAUCCAGCCUACUGGCGCUUCUGGCUCUGUGUGACUGUCGUCUAUGAGCUCUUCCUCAUCUUCAUCCUCUUUCAGACGGUGCACGACGGGCGACAGUUCAUGAAGUACAUCGACCCCAAACUGGGCGUGCCCCUUCCCGAACGAGAUUACGGAGGGAAUUGCCUCUUCUACGAUCCGGGCAACACCACCGACCCGUUCCACAAUGUUUGGGACAAGAUGGACGGCUUUGUUCCGGCUCACUUCCUGGGGUGGUACAUCAAGACGCUGAUGAUUCGGGAUUGGUGGAUGUGCAUGAUCAUUAGUGUCAUGUUUGAGUUCCUGGAGUACAGCCUGGAGCACCAGCUGCCCAAUUUCUCUGAAUGCUGGUGGGACCAUUGGAUCAUGGACGUGCUCUUGUGUAACAGUCUUGGCAUCUACUGUGGCAUGAAGACGCUGGCCUGGCUAUCCAUGAAGCCUUACCAGUGGCAGGGCCUGUGGCAUAUUCCCACUUACAAGGGCAAGAUCAAGCGCAUCGCCUUCCAAUUCACUCCGUACAGCUGGGUGAAGUUCGAGUGGAAGCCGGCGUCCAACCUUCGUCGCUGGCUCGCCGUGUUAGGCAUCAUAUUCAUGUUCCUGCUGGCCGAGCUGAACACCUUCUACCUGAAGUUUGUGUUGUGGAUGCCUCCGGAACAUUACCUGGUGCUGCUGCGACUGGUGUUUUUUGUGAACGUGGGCGGCGUGGCCAUGAGGGAGAUCUACGACUUCAUGGACGACCCGAAGUUCUACAAGAAGCUGGGCCAGCAGGCGUGGCUGGUCGCGGCCAUCACCGUCACCGAGUUCCUCAUCGUGCUCAAGUACGACCCCAACACCAUCAUGCUGCCCAUUCCCUUCUUCAUCAUGGAGUGCUGGUUGCUGGGCCUCCUCAUCAUCCUCGUCUGGACGCUGUGGCGCUUCUUCAUUCGUGACAUCACCCUCCGCUACAAGGAGACGCGGCGGCGCAAGCAGGAGGAGCCCGCUGAGCGAGAGCGCCCCCUGGGCAACGGCGCCACCUCGGGCCGCAGCAAACUCAACGGCCUCUCUGACGCCGUGCGCCACAGGAAGUCCUGAGCGGGCGACUAAGACGGAACAAAGAACGACGCAAAGACACACACGGCCGCCGCGGCUAUUUUUUUGUUUUUUGUGAUUCGUACAUGGAACGUUUUCUUUAUUUAUAUGCAACGUUUUGGGACGAAGACGAUGGAGUUAGAAGAGCCCAAUCGAGUGCUGCAAGGGCGCUGAUGCUGUGCCCGCACAGUCCGGCGCGGGGCGUUUGCUCGGCGUCUGAACGACAUUUCCUGACAUUUAGCAAACAGGUUGUAAAAAGCGCCGUUCAGCUCCUCGUAGCAGAACUUGUGCAAAAAGUAGUAAAACACUGAACAGUUCACAGACAAGCGCUUUCAAAAGGUCAAAUUAAGUUGUUAUUUUUGCUUCAGCCUGAAACUUUACCUCAAAUCUGCGUGAGUAUUAAAGUAAACUUGACUUUGCUUCAAAGAAUUGUGUGAGGAAUUGUCCCCAAAUGUAAAAUGAGAACUACAGUUGGCUAAGUUACAAGCAGGAGUGGAGAAAAUGUAUCAUUCCUGUCUUGACAUGUGGCUCUGUUGUUACCCUCAACACUUAAUUUAGCUUGGGCAUAAUAAUAUGUAAAUGUUACGUAUCGUCUUCAUUGAUAUUCAGAAGAUGUGAUGAAGCUAAUCGAAAUAAAUCAUCUUUAUUGAAAUAUGAAUUUAUCUGGCAGACAUUUGGGCAUUGCACCAUUACGUCAGCUGCCUCUAGUUCUCAGUUAACUCAUUUUACAUUUGGAGAUCGAGUCUCAUGACACACCACCAAAGAAACAUCUCGAGGGUAGAUGAAAAACAAAACACAACUUGUGAUGACAUGAAUCAUGGUUUUCAAAACUGGAACUUUUUUUUCUGCUUCUCGCAAAUGAUUACUCACCUUACUUUUUAAUGUUGGGAAUCACUGGUUGAACGUUCCACUCCAGCUUUCUCUCCAAAGUCCUUCAGAUGCAUUUCAGCUUUAACCUCCCAAGUAUCUGCUGAAAGGUGUUAAGCUACUUAUAGUGUGGUCGGUAUCCUUUAGGGGCAAUUUCCUGUCGUUGUCGAAGACUAGAUUGUACAGUGUUAAAGAGCCAAACACCAUCAUGACAAUCGCACUCUGCUCAGCGGUUGUGGAAGCUUGCUUUAAACAUUUGGGCUUUUUUUUACAUUUGAAUAUGUUGUGGUUAAGCUAAAGAGGACGUGAUCAUACUUUUGAGCACCUGGGAGCCUUUUGUAAUGGUUGAGCUGAGGUUUUCCUUGUUGUGGGCUUAGCACGUAGGCAGGGUUACUUACGAAUGUGCUUCGCAAGGGCUCACCUUGCUCACACAAGGUGUCCUCUUACUUGAAUCAACAAUUCACGUCUGCUCACUUCACAGACCAAACGCUUGGAGAGCUUUUGUUGCUCAAGCCAUAAAACACAUUUAGACUUUUUCAAGUACCAAAUAUUUGCACCUUAUUUAGCUUCAUUACAUUCCGUAGCUGUGAGUCUUAUUCUGUUGUUCUAUUCCGUUGUUUACAGUUAGUCACCAUCGAACUUGCAAUAACAACCCUUUUUGCUAUUUUUAUUAUUUUGAAUGCUUUGUGUGUGGUAGUCAAUUUGGAUUUAAGUGAAGCCAUGAACAUUAAGUGUAAACAAAAUAGUAAUAGAAAAUCCUGAAUACUAAUUUGAUGUGUCGAAAGCCAAAUUCUGUUUUUUGUCUCCAUUUGUACACUGGUCAAAGAACGUAACUAGCCUGAGAGAUGCUGGUGUUGUUUUCAAUAAAAUACAACAAGCUCAAAGCUG
Syngnathus typhle (broad-nosed pipefish) is the source of this 3550-nucleotide messenger RNA. It is a transcript of the gene ptdss2, whose product is annotated as phosphatidylserine synthase 2. Lineage: Eukaryota; Metazoa; Chordata; Actinopteri; Syngnathiformes; Syngnathidae. The record is from RefSeq and is a predicted model, not a curated record. Gene Ontology annotation, biological process: phosphatidylserine biosynthetic process. The transcript is spliced from 13 exons. Bases 332 to 1798 code for a protein of 488 amino acids. Gene Ontology annotation, molecular function: L-serine-phosphatidylethanolamine phosphatidyltransferase activity.